Patiria miniata (bat star) is the source of this 1695-nucleotide messenger RNA. Its product is annotated as hematopoietic prostaglandin D synthase-like. Lineage: Eukaryota; Metazoa; Echinodermata; Asteroidea; Valvatida; Asterinidae. The record is from RefSeq and is a predicted model, not a curated record. The transcript is spliced from 5 exons. Bases 384 to 1043 code for a protein of 219 amino acids. Gene Ontology annotation, molecular function: glutathione transferase activity. Gene Ontology annotation, biological process: glutathione metabolic process.
AGCUGGGGCCCAGCGAGAUUUGGCCGGCCAGAUCGCUCGUCAGUUUGUACUAACGCACACGGCUCUUUUGGAGUUUAUUAUAGGCCUAUACACGUGAGAACCAUUUGAUCGUACUGUGACUUUUCACAAAGGUUUUGCCCUCGAUAGUGCAGACCGAAUUGUGUUGAACUUUGAUACUAGAAUGAAUGACUCUGCAACUAAACCUUCAACUUAAGCUGUUGAUUUUGUGGGAAGAAUACGUAUCACACGAUGAUUUGCUGAAUCACGGAUCUCACAUACGUUGCCGCCCGUUUUCGUUGUUGGCAGACGACGAGCACUGAGGUUUUUGCUAACAGCCAUAUUUCAACAGCUUCAAAUCAUCCAUAUCCAUCCAUCCACGUACCAUGGUGAAAUACGUGCUGCACUACUUCAAGGCCAAUGUCCGCGCUGAAAGCAUUCGUCUGGCGUUCAAGCUUGGUGGAGUCGACUUCGAAGAGGUGAACUUCGAAAUGUCAGAAUGGCCGAAACUCAAACCAAAAUAUCCCACUCGGCAAGUACCGGUGUUGGAGGUGGACGGGAAGAUGAUUGGACAGACUAAGGCCAUCCUGCGGUACUUAGCCAAAGAAUUCGGGCUUUACGGAAAGACUCCCCUUGAAGCAGCAUACAUUGACCAGGCUAUGGACACAGUGGAGGAUAUCUGGCCGGAAUUCGAGAAUAUUUUCCGUGUUCCUUUCGCAAGUCAGGCCGCGAAAGCAGUAACGUUCUUGAAAGAUAAGGUUCCACCCGUCUACGAAGCCUUGGAACGUUUACUCGACCUGGAGCAAGCUGGGGACUUUUUCGUCGGAAACUCGAUCACGGCGGCCGAUAUCUUUUUCUUUGGCGCGGUUGACGUUGUGAACGCCACGGCCAAGGCAUGGGCCAAGGGCGCCAACUCCUUGGAGAAGUACCCGAAGCUUACCGCCCUCAUGAGUCGCAUUGCCGCCAACCCAAAGAUCGCAGCGUGGCUGGCAGUGCAACCAGCCGAAGUUUCGUUUGAGUUAAACCAGGAAUAUAUCCUUGAGUGAGAUCAAGCCUGUGCAGUUUGUCAGGCCGUACAUGUUUUAUUGUGCACAAAAAUACGGCCCUCAUUGUUGUACGCGCGUAGGUCGGCUAAAUGUUUAGAAAUGUUCAUCUUUGAAUUUACAUUUGUGGGUUUUUUUCUUUAAGAUUGCUGAGGCCCUUUACUUUUUGUUAGAUUUUUAACUUACCAAUGAAACAUCGGAUGAUCCACUGAUCCAUGAUAAAUUGGGGUAAAGUACAAAAUGAUGAUUUAUUAGUUUCUGUGUUUUUGCCCUUUGUUUAAGAUCCGUGUUUGUCUGAUGACGUGUCGCGUAUAUAUCUUUUAAGCCCUUGACUGUUUUUAAAUGAAAACAUUUAGUUGUAUAUCACACCAGUUGUGUUUUAUGACAAUGUAUAUUUCUCGUCAAUAUGUGUUCUUCUUGCUUAAUAUAUUCUACAUCUAUACAAAGACUCCAAUUCAUUAUCUUUCGGUAUAACGUCAUGACAAUGCUUACUAUAUUCUUCGAUUGUGUAGACCGAAGCCGGAAAAGGGAUGUGUCGUAAAAAAAAUAUUGGCUGGGUAUUUUCAAAAAUGUUAUCAAAAAUCUAACAGAAACACGCAUGCAUUGAACAACACGCUUGUGCUUUUGAUAUAAUUCGAUUAAAUAAAUUGUUAAA